UAGCACUCAGUCACAUCGCCUUUCAACACGGACAAUCGCACAGAGACGCCCCUUCUCCUUAAAAUAAAAAAAUCUAGAGAAAAAGGGAGAAAAGACAGGGAUCCCGAAAUAUAUAAGUCUUUUGCGCCGAGACAGACGGUCGCCAUUUAAGUCACGAGAGAGAGAGGACGAAGUGCGAGAAGUUCCCUAGAGAGAAAAAGGGAGGAUUUUGAGCUGAAAAGAGGCGUCGAAAUGGCUGGACUUACCUUUGAGAGGUUUUCUCGGGGUCUGACGGAGAACCUAGAGGCUCCAGUAAGGACACACUUGAAAAAUGUUUAUGCUACUUUCACCCUAGCUACCAUAGCAGCAACUGCUGGUGGCUAUGCCCACAUGUUCAGCACACUCAUUGGUGCUGGUCUCCUCACUGGUCUGGGUGCCAUUGGGGCACUCAUAUGGCUCACGAUCACACCAUACGAUGGCAAGAACCAGCUGCAGCGACUUUCUCUUCUUGGCGCCUUUGCCUUCCUGACUGGCUGUAACCUUGGCCCCUUGCUGAAUCUGGCUGUGAUGGUCAACCCCACUCUGGUAUUGCAAGCUCUGCUCGGCACAAGUGUGGUAUUUGCCUGCUUCUCCCUGUCAGCUCUCUAUGCUCCUCGUGGCCAUUACCUCUACCUUGGAGGUACACUGAUGUCAGCCUUGUCCACUCUCUUCUGGCUCUCCAUGCUGAACUUCUUCUUUGGCUCUCGACUCCUCUUCCAGGUGAAUUUGUACAUCGGGCUUGCAGUCAUGUGUGGCUUCAUAGUUUACGACACUCAGCUCAUUGUUGAGAAAGCACGACGAGGGGACAAGGACUAUGUGAUGCACAGUGUUGAGCUGUUCAUUGACUUUGUUGCAGUGUUCAAGCGCCUUCUCAUUAUCCUCACAGACAAGGAGGCACAGAGCAAGAGGAAGAACCGUGAUUAAGAAAGAUGCCACAGAUGUAGUUUAGAAGAUACGGUAUCCAAGGUUCCAAAUUUUUGAUUGGGCGGGAGGGGGGAGGGGGAAUGGAUAUGAAACAAAAGUUGUAUAAGAAUUGGCAGACCCUAAAAAUAGUGUUCAUAUGCAUAGGUAUUAGGUCUUUCUAAAGGUUUCAUAAAUAUCACAUUUUAUUUGAAAAGGAGUUGUGAUUGAUAUACUGCAAGAGGCAUGUGUUAAACAACAUUUAGUGCAUCAUGAGAGCUUGUAA
Molecule: messenger RNA, 1204 nt
Organism: Penaeus indicus
Lineage: Eukaryota; Metazoa; Arthropoda; Malacostraca; Decapoda; Penaeidae
Product: probable Bax inhibitor 1
Exons: 5
Coding region: 232-942 (236 amino acids)
Biological process (GO): cellular response to unfolded protein; negative regulation of RNA splicing; negative regulation of endoribonuclease activity
Cellular component (GO): mitochondrial membrane
Molecular function (GO): enzyme binding
Source: RefSeq, a predicted model, not a curated record